Molecule: messenger RNA, 4657 nt
Organism: Myotis myotis
Lineage: Eukaryota; Metazoa; Chordata; Mammalia; Chiroptera; Vespertilionidae
Gene: SLC38A8
Product: solute carrier family 38 member 8
Exons: 14
Coding region: 521-1795 (424 amino acids)
Biological process (GO): amino acid transmembrane transport
Molecular function (GO): amino acid transmembrane transporter activity
Source: RefSeq, a predicted model, not a curated record
CUAACAGGUGACAAUGCUGCGCUCCGAGCUCUUUCCUGCCCCCUCAUACUGGGGGUCUCAGGCAUGGAGGGAGGAGGCACUGGAGAAACUGACCCCUGACCCGGAUCACUGCGUGAGGUCACGUGUGCCCCUUCCUUGAUCUCUCCCAGCUGAGCUCCCUCUCCCACUCUGCAAAUGGGUAAAGCCACGCCUACAGGGAGGAGGGGAGGGAGUCUUCAGACUUCCUCAGGCCAGAAGUCUCAGAAGCUGCAAGUUCUUGGGACAGAUGGCCCUGACUUCAAGUCUCUGCUCCCCUAGGUUUUGGGACAUGACCCAAACACAUGCUCUUUAGGGCUCCCUUAGUUCACGACUCACUCAUGACCCACCCUUGCAGAGCUGGACUCUUCCUUCUUCCACCUGUCUGGGCCCAAGAAAUGCAGCGGAACCACCUGGAGUGAGCCUGAGUUCCUGUCCGUCCGUGUCCGUCGGAGUCCAAGGUGGCCAAAGACUGUCUCUCACCUUGAAGUUUGCACUUGGUGCCAUGGAGGGACAGACCCCUGGAAGCAGAGGCCUUUUGGAAAAGCCUGGGACCGCCAGCCCCGGUCUGUCCUCACUGAGCGCUGCCUUCAUCCUCCUGAAAUCUGCGCUGGGGGCCGGCCUGCUCAACUUCCCCUGGGCCUUCUACAAGGCCGGUGGGGUGGCCCCCGCCUUCCUGGUAGAGCUGGUCUCCUUGGUCUUCCUGAUCAGUGGGCUGGUCAUCCUGGGCUAUGCCGCCUCCGUCAGUGGCCAGACCACCUACCAGGGCGUGGUUCGAGGGCUGUGCGGACCUGCCGUCGGGAAGCUGUGUGAGGCCUGCUUCAUCGUCAACCUGCUCAUGAUCUCCGUGGCCUUCCUCAGGGUGAUCGGGGACCAGCUGGAGAAGCUGUGCGACUUCCUCCUGCCCGCCCUGCAGCCCUGGUACGCCGACCAGCGCUUCACCUUGACCCUGCUCUCCAUGCUGGUCAUCCUGCCCCUGUCCGCCCCGAGGGAGAUCAGGUUUCAGAAAGUCACGAGCUUCCUAGGCACCCUGGCCGCCUGCUACCUGGCCCUGGUCAUCGUGGCGCAGUACUACCUGAGGCCCCAGGACCUUGCUCGCGAGCCCCGUCCUGCGCUGAGCCCUUCCUCCUGGACCUCUGUGUUUAGUGUCUUCCCCACCAUCUGCUUCGGAUUUCAGUGUCACGAAGCUGCUGUCUCCAUCUACUGCAGCAUGCGCAACCAGAGCCUGUACCACUGGGCCCUGGUCUCCGUGCUGUCCUUGCUGGCCUGCUGCCUUGUCUACUCACUGACAGGCGUUUAUGGCUUCCUGACCUUCGGGACCGAAGUCUCUGCCGACAUCCUGAUGUCCUACCCGGGUGACGAUGAGGUCAUCAUCGUGGCCCGAGUCCUCUUCGCCGUCUCCAUUGUGACCGUCUACCCCAUUGUGCUCUUCCUGGGGAGGUCGGUGAUGCAGGAUUUCUGGAGGAGAAGCUGUUGCCAGGAGUGUGGGCCCAGGGCCCUGGCCAACCCCUCGGGGCUGCUGACCGUCCUGUGGGUCACCGUGACGCUCGCCAUGGCCCUGUUCCUGCCGGACCUCAGCGAGAUCAUCGGCAUCAUCGGUGGCAUCAGUUCCUUCUUCAUCUUCAUCUUCCCAGGUCUGUGCCUCAUCUGUGCCAUCGGCACCGAGCCCAUAGGACCACGAGCCAAGUGCUGCUUGGAGAUCUGGGGAGUAGUGUCUGUGCUCAUCGGCACCUUCAUCUUUGGGCAGAGCACGGUGGCAGCCCUCUCGGAGCUCCUAUGAGGGGCAGCCACCCUGGCAGGCGGGGGGCUUCCCUGGGCCACCCUGGUCCCCGCAUGAGACCGAUGUAACCCCAUCAUAAAGAUGCUGGAGAAACUGGUACCUCUGCCUUCUCAGGUGCUCAUUGGGGCUUCUGCUUGUCCGAGGGUCUCUGGUGCGAUGGUGAGGGGGGUGCUUGUCUCCAGGGGCUGCCCUAACAAGUGACCACAGGCUGGUGGCUUGAAUCAGCAGGCAUUUAUUCUCUCCUAGUCCAGAGGUCAAGGUGUGGGCAGGGCCAAGCUCCCUCUGAAGGCUCCAGGGGGGCAUCCUUCCUGCCUCUUCCAGCUCCGGGGGUUGCCGGCAGUCCUUGGCUUGUAGACGCAUCUCUCUCUCUGCUUUCCUCUCUGCAUGGCCUUCUUCCCUCUGUGUCUGUGUCUAAAUUUCCCUCCUCUUAUAAGGAUGCUGUCAUGGGAUUAGGGCCACCCUAAUUCAUCUGAAGUUACUUAAUUAUGGUCUGCAAAGAUUCUGUUUCCAAAUAAGGUCACAUUCACAGGUUCCAGGGAUAGGACUUAAUAUUUCUGGGGUACACAAUUCAAUUCAGGUGGCUGAGGCCCAGACAGCCCUGCUUUGGGGCACCAGGAUCAAAGACAUGGGGUGAGGGUAGCACACAAAGAGCCCCAAAAGGGAUUUCCAGUGGCAUCCACUGGACGUGGAGGUGGACUCAGGCUGAUCCUCGGCCAGGGCACAGGGAAUGUGGGAGAUGCCCAAGGCGGUGAAUGCCCAGAACUGGCCACACAACCUUGCACCUGGCCCACGCUCCAGUGGGGUAUCCUGAGGAGAGCCCCCUUUCCUCCACUGGCUGGACCUGAAGGGCCUACAGGCCAAGCGGACUGUUUGCUCCAUAGUUCCCUUCCGACCCCAGACCAGCUCUGCAGGGAGGAGUCACACCUGGGGCUGAAGAUGGGGCCCCAGGGCCUGCCCUGGGCCAGGGACGGGGAGGAGAUGGGGGGGGUUCCAGUGGCUCCCCCAGGCGCUGACCCUGCACAGGCCCAGCAUGUUGCUGGGCUCAGGCCACUCCUCGCCCUCGGACGUCCGACAGAAGCCGGCAGUGCGGGGCUGACGGCCCAGGACACCACCGCAGGGUGAGGCAACUGAGGCUUGGAACAGUCAGGGCUGCCUGUCCUGAAGUCUGGUCCAAAUUAAUUGACGGGAUUGAAUAUUGAACCGGUUUGCGGUGUCGAACUCCGCCUUGACGUUGGACCUGCUCCUAGCGCCUGGUCUGUCAAAUCAGCCUCCACGUUGGACCGAAAAGGAUUAAAGGUGAUUCUGUAUCUACAACAGCUAACAGGGAAGCCAAACAAUAGUUUUAUUUCCAGAAAAACCUACGUUGAUAUUGGCAAAUAAACACUGAGCUUCCUGGCAGCCAAGGGAAAAGGGGAAACAUGACACUAAGUUCACCCAGAAGCAGGAAAGCACAUCAGGAAGGAAGUGGCCUGACAUUAAAUGCUACAAAGAGAUGAGGUGAUGCUGUUUAAGGGGCGACAAACAUCACUACUGGGGACAAUCGUUUCUCCUUCUGUGACAGGUGCAGAUGUGACCCUCAGAGGAUUAAGCCUCAAAUCAACCAUCAUAAUGCAAAGAAACGCACACUGGGAUGUCACCUCUGAUGUCGGACCCAGGAAAGGAAGGUUGUAGGGCCAACUUGUGUCUCUGCCCUGCCCUCCUCACCUCUCGGACCCUCUGCACACCUGGCACUGAUGUUGCACACCCAUUUGUGGACUACAAUUCCUGGCAGCUAAGGGGGCAGAAUAAAGGGUCAUUGGAAGAUUUGGGCCUUGCCCUUUCUUAACUCAGCCCUCGGUGCCUGGUGGAGGCUGCUGCUCCUGUGGGCACCCCCCCAGUGCCAUCCCAGGCCUCCCCCCAGCUGCCCUCUACCUGGCACCGAGAUCCUGGAGAGGGCCUCCGGCUGGCUCAGCGUGUCCACCUUGAUGUGCCGGAACGCCUUGCACACGGAGCUCUGCAGGUGCCUGUAACCCACGGGGCAAUGGUGAGCCCUUGAGGCUGGGGCUGAAGCACCUGAUGUGGGCUUAGCCGUGGGGUUUAGCCUCAUGUGAAGAUAAGAAGGUGAGGCCCCAGGAAGGCAGAUCUGUGGGGCCCUAGAGAGUGAGGGGCAGGUUUGGGGCAGAAGAGCCUGUUUCUCACCUCAGUGAGCAUCGUUAAUGAGUAGCCUUCGUGGGUUUUUAUCCCUUGGGGCAGCAGUUUUCAAACAGGAGUGGCUGGCCUCAGAUCCCAGGGCCAGGGACCUGCAUUCAGGACCUAGCUGAGGGGGUCACACCCCACACUGAGAAGUGCUGCCUCCCACUGGCUCCAGGGCGCACGAAACCCAUGAGGCCAGCGUUCUGGGUGGUGGGUGCUGCUGGAACUGGGCUCACCUUACCCUCCCCUCUGCACUGUCUGGGACAAGGAAAGGGGCUGGGGCUGGCGUUAGUGGACCUGCGUGCUUACCUCUUCCACUCCUCCUCUGUCUCCCAGAACUCAUAGACCACGAAGGUGAAGCCGUCCGACAGCCUCCCAGCGGCGAUGCUGCAAGGGGAGGGGCGAGGUUGGAGGCAGGAUUAGCCUGGGCUGCCCUCAAAGAGCCUGGACAAGACACCCCCAGAGCCAGGCUACGGGGUACCCUGAGAGCCUGGCAGAAGCUGAGCACCCAGUCUGUCACCCACCAAGGCUGUGAGCCACAGUGCUGCUGCCUUUCUGACGGGAACAACCCAGAGCCUGCGGGCCAGCCCGUCCCUCCACCAGGGGAAGGCCUGGCCCCAGACAGUGGCCAAUUCAUGUUGUUGAAUGAAUUAUAACGAAAUAUCAUUUUAAAGGCUGAAUAUUCACUUU